This is a messenger RNA of Grammomys surdaster, 2833 nucleotides long. RefSeq names its product cytohesin 4 (gene Cyth4). Gene Ontology annotation, biological process: regulation of ARF protein signal transduction. The record is from RefSeq and is a predicted model, not a curated record. Gene Ontology annotation, molecular function: guanyl-nucleotide exchange factor activity. The coding region runs from base 89 to 1273 and encodes 394 amino acids. NCBI's taxonomy places the organism in Eukaryota, Metazoa, Chordata, Mammalia, Rodentia, Muridae. The transcript has 13 exons.
GCCAUGACUGGUUCUCUUGGCUACCCACCAGAGCAGCAGCUGAGCUAGCAAGACAAGCAGCUGGGCCACCUUCCCCCGGGGCUUCAGAAUGGAUGUGUGUCAUGCAGAUCCAGCUGAGCUCAGCAGUGGAGAGGCCAAGGAGCUACAGCAGAUCAAAUGGCACAGGAAGCAGCUACUGGAGGACAUCCAGAAACUGAAGGAUGAAAUUGCAGAUGUGUUUGCCCAAAUUGACUGCUUUGAGAGCACGGAGGAGAGCCGGAUGGCACAGAAGGAGAAGGAGAUGUGCAUCGGGAAAAAGAAAUUCAACAUGGACCCUGCUAAGGGCAUCCAGUAUCUCAUUGAGCACAAGCUGCUGACCUCUGAUGUCCAGGACAUCGCCCAGUUCCUCUACAAGGGCGACGGUCUCAACAAGACAGCCAUUGGCACCUACUUGGGAGAAAAGGACCCCAUCAACUUGCAGGUCCUGCAGGCCUUUGUGGAUUGCCAUGAGUUUGCCAAUCUCAACCUCGUUCAGGCCCUCAGGCAGUUCCUGUGGAGCUUCAGGCUGCCGGGCGAGGCCCAGAAGAUUGACCGCAUGAUGGAAGCCUUCGCCGCUCGCUACUGCCUUUGUAACCCCGGAGUCUUCCGGUCCACAGACACCUGCUACGUGCUGUCCUUCUCUGUCAUCAUGCUCAACACUGGCCUACACAACCCCAACGUGCGGGACAGACCGUCCUUCGAGCGCUUUGUGUCCAUGAAUCGUGGCAUCAACAGUGGCAGUGACCUGCCGGAGGAGCAGCUGCGGAACUUGUUUGACAGCAUCAAGAGUGAGCCUUUCUCCAUCCCUGAGGAUGACGGCGGUGACCUCACCCACACCUUCUUCAACCCUGACCGUGAAGGCUGGCUACUCAAGCUAGGGGGCCGUGUGAAGACAUGGAAGCGACGCUGGUUUAUUCUCACGGACAACUGCCUCUACUACUUUGAGUUCACCACUGACAAAGAGCCUCGGGGGAUCAUCCCCCUGGAGAACCUCUCUGUGCAGAAGGUGGAUGACCCCAAGAAGCCGUUCUGCCUGGAGCUGUACAACCCCAGCUGCCGAGGUCAGAAAAUAAAGGCAUGCAAGACGGAUGGGGACGGCAAGGUGGUAGAAGGCAAGCACGAAUCCUACCGCAUCUCAGCUGCCAACGCCGAGGAGCGUGACCAGUGGAUUGAGGCCAUCAGGGCCAGCAUCACCCGAGUCCCCUUCUACGAUCUGUUGUCUGCUCGGAAAAAGAAGAUUGUCAGCAAGCAGUGAGCUUCUGGGAGGCAGCGCUGGCAACCCCGUAGGACCUAUGGUAUCUGGAGUCACAGAGACACACCUCUCACCGGCUGUGCCUGUUCCUGCUCACGAGCCUGCCCCUCCCCAUCACUGGAACUGGCUGUUGGUGGAUGUGGCUCCUCAGAGGACACAGAGCUCACAGGAAAAGCUCUACCUGGGACUACUCUGGCUGAAGGUUAGGAUGGGGAGAUAAGCCAGCCUAGAACCCACUACCAUGUAUCCCAUCUUCUCCCUCCCAGCAGGAGGACCAUGGAUUUCCUGGAGGCUUCCAGCUCAGAGGUUUUCCUUCCCUCAGAUUGGGCCAGGUCCUCUCUGCCAUGGACAAGUAUCAGGAUUCAUCUACCUUGGAACCCCGAAGCUUCAGACAAACCCCUCCACCAAACACAGCCCUCCUCGGGGUCUUACAAAAUGCAGAGUUUGGAUAGGAAAUAUUUUGGCCCAGCAGGCUUUUGGUCAGCUUGGCUUCCAGGGGGAGCUGGGACACCAGGUGACUGAAUGAGACAGACUGAGCUGGAAGGUUCUGAGGAUGCUGCUAGCACUGUUCCCAAGGGUGCUGGCCUGAGAAGAUGAGCAAAGGAGACUGUGGCAGUAUCUGGCUGGCAGAUCUGACUGAGCAGAGGACACUGUGGCAGUAUCUGUGGCUGGCAGGUCUGACUGAGCAGAGGACACUGUGGCAGUAUCUGUGGCUGGCAGGUCUGACUGAGCAGAGGACACUGUGGCAGUAUUUGUUGCUGGCAGGUCUGACCUACAGCUGAGAAAAAUGAGAGAAGAGAAUGCUUCAGGUUGUGCCCACCAGGAGAGAUGCUUGGAGGCCACAGCAAGCCAGCUGGUAGCACAGGACUCAGGCUUGGACAGACAGGCCAUGGCCCAUUGCCAGCUACCUGACCAGCAGAACUAGGGUAGCCAGGGCUGCAGAAUGGGCCCUUGCUCCUGCCUCCUGCUAGAACAAGGCCAGUUUUCCAUACACAGCAGGCUGCUGUGUCCCCAGGGAGGUCCCUCUUGGUGGAUGCUUCUCCCCCAGAGCACUUGUACCUCCUCCCCUGCCUGAGGAACUCCCCCCCCUCCGAAAAAGUUCCUCAGCAAGGCAGCAAGAAAUGUGCCCUGUACCAGCAUGGACUCUGAAAAGGAGCAGCAGGUGGCCAGGCUGUCCUUAUCCUUUGUAGGAGCCCACAUGUGUGCAUUCUCUACAGGAUAGGAAGAAGAGAAGCACAGUGUGGGGAGGGGGAGGGGAAGACACCCAUCUCAGGAGUGAUACACGCCCGGGAGCUGAGGCACCGGCAAGGCAAACAGAGCUCUUGCUGGACAAUUGAGGACUUUCUGGUGAGCUGAGCCCAUACCAGCUGCCCACAUUUGGGGGUUAAGAGACCCUAAAGUCUUCAUCUGCCUCUGGCAUGUGUGUGUGCACAGAGGCUGUCUGACUCUUGUUCCUUCCCCUCUCUGAUCCUCAGCUUCUUCCCCAGCACCGAGGUGGCAGAGGCAUCAUUUUCUUUCUUGUAACACUUAGAAGCAAGAAUAAAAGAGGAAGAAGGAGCACUC